Messenger RNA from Orycteropus afer afer, 2345 nucleotides. It is a transcript of the gene PAPSS2, whose product is annotated as 3'-phosphoadenosine 5'-phosphosulfate synthase 2. The record is from RefSeq and is a predicted model, not a curated record. Gene Ontology annotation, biological process: 3'-phosphoadenosine 5'-phosphosulfate biosynthetic process; sulfate assimilation. NCBI's taxonomy places the organism in Eukaryota, Metazoa, Chordata, Mammalia, Tubulidentata, Orycteropodidae. Gene Ontology annotation, molecular function: ATP binding; adenylylsulfate kinase activity; sulfate adenylyltransferase (ATP) activity.
AUGACAAGCAAGUACACAGAUAACAAGUGCAGACACCGCCACGUCGUUUAUGGACAGCAUCUUAAAUUACUGCGAAUAAGAUUUGUGUUUCUGCCCCAGAGGGAGAGCCAGCAGAAAUCCACUAAUGUGGUCUACCAGGCCCACCACGUGAGCAGGAAUAAGAGAGGGCAGGUGGUUGGAACAAGGGGUGGAUUCCGAGGAUGUACUGUGUGGCUAACAGGUCUGUCCGGUGCGGGAAAAACAACAAUCAGUUUUGCUCUGGAAGAGUACCUUGUUUCCCAUGCAAUCCCUUGUUACUCCCUGGAUGGGGACAACGUCCGUCAUGGCCUGAACAAAAACCUUGGAUUCUCUCCUGGGGACAGAGAAGAAAAUAUCCGCCGGAUUGCUGAGGUGGCCAAGCUGUUUGCAGAUGCUGGUCUGGUCUGCAUCACCAGCUUCAUUUCUCCUUUCGCAAAGGAUCGUGAGAAUGCCCGCAAAAUCCACGAAUCAGCAGGACUGCCAUUCUUUGAAAUAUUUGUGGACGCGCCUCUAAACAUUUGUGAAAGCAGAGACGUGAAAGGCCUCUACAAACGGGCCCGAGCUGGGGAGAUUAAAGGGUUCACUGGUAUUGAUUCUGAUUAUGAGAAACCUGAAACUCCAGAGCGUGUGCUCAAAACCAGCUUAUUCUCAGUGAGUGAGUGUGUCCAGCAGGUAGUGGAACUUCUGCAGGAGCAGAACAUUGUACCCCAUACUACAAUCAAAGGAAUCCAUGAACUCUUUGUACCAGAAAACAAACUUGACCAAGUUCGAGCUGAGGCUGAGACUCUCCCUUCAUUAUCAAUUACUAAGCUGGAUCUCCAGUGGGUCCAAGUUUUGAGUGAAGGCUGGGCUACUCCCCUGAAAGGUUUUAUGCGGGAGAAGGAGUACUUGCAGGUUCUCCACUUUGAUACCCUGCUAGAUGGCAUGGUCCUUUCUGAUGGAGUGAUCAACAUGAGCGUUCCCAUUGUGCUGCCCGUCUCUACAGACAAUAAGAUGCGCCUGGAAGAGUGCAGCGAGUUUGCGCUGGUACAUGGAGGCCGACGGGUGGCGAUCUUACAAGACCCUGAAUUCUAUGAACACAGAAAAGAGGAGCGUUGCUCCCGAGUGUGGGGGACAACAUGUGCAAAACAUCCCCACAUCAAAAUGGUGAUGGAAAGCGGUGAUUGGCUGGUUGGUGGAGACCUUCAGGUGCUAGAGAGAAUAAGGUGGAAUGAUGGGCUGGACCAAUACCGCCUGACGCCUCUGGAACUCAAACAUAAAUGUAAAGAAAUGGAUGCUGAUGCGGUGUUUGCAUUCCAGUUGCGCAACCCUGUCCACAAUGGCCAUGCUCUGUUGAUGCAGGACACCCGCCGCCGGCUCCUGGAGAGGGGCUACAAGCACCCGGUCCUCCUGCUACACCCUCUGGGUGGCUGGACCAAGGAUGACGAUGUGCCCCUGGACUGGCGCAUGAAGCAACAUGCAGCUGUGCUUGAGGAAGGGGUCCUGGAUCCCAAGUCAACCAUCGUUGCCAUCUUCCCAUCUCCCAUGUUAUAUGCUGGGCCCACAGAGGUCCAGUGGCAUUGCAGGGCCCGGAUGAUUGCAGGGGCCAACUUCUACAUUGUGGGCCGGGACCCUGCAGGAAUGCCCCACCCUGAGACCAAGAAGGACCUGUAUGAACCCACUCAUGGAGGCAAGGUCUUGAGCAUGGCCCCUGGCCUCACCUCUGUGGAAAUCAUUCCAUUCCGAGUGGCUGCCUACAACAAAGCCAAAAAAGCCAUGGACUUCUAUGACCCAGAAAGGCACAGUGACUUUGACUUCAUCUCAGGAACUCGAAUGAGGAAGCUCGCUCGGGAAGGAGAAAAUCCCCCAGAUGGUUUUAUGGCUCCCAAAGCAUGGAAAAUCCUGACAGAGUACUACAGGUCCUUGGAAAAGAACAACUAAAUACCUUUGGCUCUCGAGUUUCUUUCUGAAAUGCCCUUUGAUUCCCUUUCUUGUUUUUGUGAUUAGAUGCUUUGUAUGCAAUCACUUCUCAAAGACUGGUUUUAAAGUUACCAUUUCAUAACUAGAUAAAAAUUGUCUAUAAUUUAAAGUCAACUUUAAAUUUUUUUUUUUUUUUAAAGUCAACUUGGAGAGCACAUCUUACCAGGUGAAAGCAAUACUGGUAUACAUUUCAGAAUGAAAGUAGCUGUAUUCUCUAUAGCAUCUGAGCAGGUAGGGCCCAGAUUUCUUAAAAUUUUGACCACCGUAUGUCUAGUUUACUUGCCAACAAGUGAAGUGUAUUUUCUAGCUUAAGUCUUGCCAACCUGCACUCUCCCAAGGGCAUAUACUAGUAAUAAAAGAAAUUAGAU